AUGACAAAGCUCGAUAAACUGGCUGUGCGUGUAGUGAAGAGAGUUGCCGAGACAACUGAUGUAACCGCCGAUGAUGGAGGGAAUCGGGCAAUAAUUGAAGCCUUACAAAAACCAUAUGUUAGGUUACUUGCUUUGAAGCAGAAAUUAUUUACCGGCACAGUAAUUUUCCAGGCUGGAGCAGAAGAAGGGCAUAACCUUCUUGAUGAGGCUGUGAUAGAUGGGGGACUGCCACGAGAGCAAAUUGAAAAGACCUCUGAUGUAGCCGAGUCUUCAGGAAAAAGUGGAGUGAGUUUUAGUUCGCCUCAAUCUUCGAAGCGUACACCGAAGAAGGUAUUAUCCACUUACCUUUGGAUUCAUCUUAAAAAUCCCUUCCGGCAUUCUAUGGUCCAGCUCACCAUGAUUGAAGGCGACCUCAUCCGCAACGGUAGCGCAACCACACGGACUAGGGGGCAGUUUGAUGAAUAA
This is a messenger RNA of Haemonchus placei, 465 nucleotides long. The record is from the annotation of a GenBank genome assembly. Lineage: Eukaryota; Metazoa; Nematoda; Chromadorea; Rhabditida; Trichostrongylidae.